AUAAAAUGUCAUCGAAAUAUGUAGAACCUGAUACAAAGCAUUUUUUCUCGUUUUCUCACAUUUUACGUUUGGAAGUCGAAAGACACCAGGAAAAACUGGAGAAUCCAAAAACGUCAAGGUAUUUCUAGGACGGAUUUUCUGUUUUUACAGUACAUGUUGCUGUAAGACUUGGCGCGACACAGGACACCCCCAAAAUGCAGCAAUCAGUGAUUGAAGAGGGAGCAGCUUACGAACCAUCCAUUUGUAGUUAUGAUGCCCUUUUUCCAGCCUUACCAGAAUCUAAUUUCAACAAUGCAAAUACGAAUAAUUCAAUGGGACAGAGCAACAACAAGAUGCGAGUUGGCUCGUCCAUUAUCACUCAAGUUUUCAAAGUCCCAUUUAGCGAAAGAAAACUGGAUUAUAGCGAAAAAUUCGGCGAGGGAGAAUCAUUAGUGAUGUGUGCUAACAUUAUGAAAGAAACAGGUGCUCAUAUUGAGAUAUCUUCCAGUAGAGAUCAGUCUCUCACAUUUCUAGUAACAGGAAAGCAAAAUGAAGUUUUAGAAGCCCGAAGGAAGAUUUUGACUCAUUUUCAAACUCAAGCUGUCAAACAAAUCUCCAUUCCGAAAGAGCAUCAUCGUUGGAUCUUGGGCAAAAAGGGAGAACGUUUGAAGGAAUUAGAAAAAGUGACAGCAACUAAAAUACAAGUGCCCAAUGUAAACGAUAUGUCUGACGUGCUUACCAUCACAGGUACUAAAGAAGGAAUCGAAAAGGCUGAACACGAAAUUCGCGUUACAUCUGAUGAGCAGUCAAAGAAGGCAUUUGAGAGAAUUAACAUUCCUAAAAUAUAUCACCCGUUCAUUCUUGGCGCCUUCAACGAAAAUCUAAACGCAAUGAUUGCGGAAACUGGGGCCAGGAUCAAUGUGCCUCCCCAAUCUGUCAUGAAGGAUGAGAUUGUUAUUGCAGGAGAAAAAGAAGGAGUAUUGGCAGCAAAAGCCAAAAUAGAAGCUAUUUAUAAAGACAUGGAAAAAAGAUGCACCACUGUCUGUGUUGAGGUACCUAAGUCUCAACAUAAGUAUGUUAUUGGACCAAAAGGAGGCACCAUUGCAGAAAUUCUUCAAACUACUGGUGUAAGUGUCGAAAUGCCAUCAAAUGACUCCAGCACUGGUACAAUCACAUUGAGAGGUCCUCACGACAAAUUAGGUCAUGCUUUGAAUAAAGUGUAUGAAAAGGCUAAUUCGGUACGAUCUACCGAUGUUGAGGCUCCUUCCUGGAUUCACAAAUAUAUAAUUGGACGUAAAGGUGCUAAUAUAAAAGAUAUCACACAGAACUUACCCAAGGUCCAUGUAGAAUUUACUGAUAAAGAGAAAAUAAAGAUUGAAGGGCCACCUGAAGAGGUAGAAAAAGCACAAGAACAGAUUGAAGCUCUUGCAAAAGAUUUUAUCCAAAAAUUAACUUUUGCUGAGAUCCAUAUUGAUCCACGAUAUUACAAACACAUCAUAGGAAAGAACGGGGCAAAUGUGAACAGAAUGAAAGAUGAGACAGGAUGUAUAAUUAAUAUUGACGAAAGUGGACUUGUCAGAAUUGAAGGUAGUCGUAAUGGAGUCCAACAAGUCAAAGAGGAACUUGAAGAAAAGGUUUCAAAGUUAGAGAACGAAAAAGAGAAAGAUGUCAUAAUUGAACAGAGACAUUAUAGGAAUCUCAUUGGUGCCAAAGGAGAGAAAAUAAGGGAAAUCAGAGAGAGAUUUAAUCAAGUUCAAAUCAACUUUCCUGGUCCUAGCGAUAAAAGGGACGUGGUAAAAAUCCGAGGUCCUAAGGAAGACGUCGACAAGUGCCACAAAUACUUAGUUAAACUAGUAAAGGAAUGGAAUGAAUCCUCCUACCAAGUUGAAGUGCCUAUAUACAAAAAGUUCCACAAGUUUAUAAUUGGAAAGGGGGGCAUGAACAUACGCAAGAUACGUGAAGAAACUCAGACAAAAAUUGAUCUUCCCGCUGAAGUAGACAAAAAUGAUGUCAUAACAAUCACCGGUAAGAAAGAAAACGUUGAAGAGGCUAAGGAGAAAAUAAGAAAAAUACAGGAAGAGCUGGACAAUAUUGUAACUGUCGAUAUAACAAUACCUCCAAAAUUUUAUAAUUCCAUAAUAGGAGCUGGCGGAAAGCUUAUAAGAUCGAUAAUGGAUGAGUGUGGUGGAGUCAGCAUAAAAUUUCCUAACACUGAGAGUAAGAGUGAUAAGGUUAUGAUUAAAGGACCCAAGGAAGACGUCGAAAAGGCUAAACAACAACUGUUAGAAUUGACUAAUGAAAGACAAUUGUCAAGCUAUACAGUUGAGGUAAGAGCUAAACCUCAACAUCAUAAAUUCUUGAUAGGUAAGAAUGGUGCUAAUAUAAAGAAAAUUCGAGAAUCAACUGGCGCUAGAAUUGUUUUCCCGUCCAACGAUGAUGAAGACAGAGAACUGAUUACUAUUAUAGGAAAGAAAGAAGCUGUUGAGAAAGCUAAAACUUAUCUGGAAAUUUCCAUUAAGGAUAUUGACAACAUCGUUGAAAGCGAAAUGACCGUCGAUCAACGUCAUCAUAAACAUUUCGUUGCCCGUAGGGGUGAAGUUUUACAUCGUAUCACCGAUGAAUGUGGCGGUGUGAUGAUAUCUUUCCCCAGGCCAGGAAUAGAAAGUGAUAAAGUUGUAUUAAAGGGUGCGAAGAACUGUAUUGAGGCUGCUAAGGCUCGAAUAGAAGAAAUAAUCACUGAUCUUGAAUCAAUGAUCACAAUCGACUGUAUCAUUUCUCAAAGACAUCAUCGUACAGUCAUGGGAGCAAAAGGCCAAAAAGUACAACGAAUUACUGCUGAAUAUGAAGUGCAAGUUAAGUUCCCUGAAAGAAAUAACAUGGAUGAGUAUUUUCCUCUUAAUGGUCAAGUUAAUGGAGACGCCGAGGCCGAAUCAGUUCGUCAAUGUGACGUUAUUCGUAUUACUGGCAAGGAAGAAAACUGUUUGAAAGCCAAACAAGCCCUUUUAGAUCUCGUGCCAAUCACUAUAAAUGUUGAUGUUCCGUUCGAAUUGCACCGUUCACUAAUAGGACAAGGAGGUCGCGAAGUUAGAGGGUUAAUGGACGAAUAUGAUGUGCAUAUUGUCCUCUCGCCUGCUGAACAGAAAGAGGACAUAAUAAAAAUAACUGGAACUCCUGAAAAUGUGGAAAGGGCGAAAUUGGCCGUUCAAGAACGCGUCAAAGAGCUUGAACUUGACCGGAAAGACAGAGAGCUAAGGUCUUUCACGUUGAAAAUUGAAGUUAAUCCUGAAUAUCAUCCAAAAAUUAUUGGACGUGGGGGCGCCAUUAUCAAGAAAAUUAGGAACGACAACGAUGUGCAGAUAAUUUUCCCCAAGAAAGGUGAUCCAGAAGAACAUGUUAUAACAAUUGUGGGCUACGAAGAGAAUACCAAAAGAGCAUCGAACGAUAUAAUGAAGAUCGUUAACGAACUUGACGAAAUGAUUCGAGAAGAGAUUUUCAUUGAUUCACGCGUUCACUCGCGACUGAUCGGGUCCAGAGGACGCAAUGUUAGAAAGAUUAUGGAAGAUUUUAAAGUCGACAUCAAGUUCCCUAGACCAGAUGAUCCCGAUCCAAGUGUUGUAGUGAUCAGCGGCCAAGAGGAGAACGUAGCUGACGCUAAAGAUCAUUUGCUUAAUUUGGAAGAAGAAUACAUGCAGGACGUACAGGAGCAAGAGCUCCGAGAUAGUUACCGUCACUCUUUAAGCAACGCGUUUAACGAGAGUCCUAGAGACAAGAAAACAGACGAUAGCGGUUUUGUUGUACAGGGUGCCCCCUGGGAACAACGUGCUCCGAAUACUGCAAGUGUGACCGAAUUCCCAUCUUUUGGAGGCGGAAGCGGUACUCAGGAAGUACAAGCGUCUCCCGUUUCUGGUGUCUGGGGAUCCAGACAUUGAAAUUAUUAAUCGUUUCUAUUCUAAUGCCAUACUGUAAGCGUAAAACAAAACCAGAACAUCGGUGGCAGUCUUUUAUUAAGACUUAGAAAAACAGGAAACAAUAAUAAUAAUAGUAAUAUUAAUAUUAAAAAGUGAUCAAUUUUUAUAAUGAUAAUACACGCGUAAUUUUUUUAAUUGUGUUUAGAGCAUUGGUUGGUUGGUUCGUACUUUAUUGCUUAAACAAAGAAUAAAUUUCUUCAACUUUUUGUUGUCUGUGAUAAAAGAGCAAGACACCACUGCAGGUAGACAAAACCUUAUUAGUUUUCUUUAUUAUUUGUUCAUGAUUCUUGCCGAAUUUAUAAUUUCAUUUUCAUUUAAAGUGACAACGGUGUUGAUAUAGUUUUUUUGGUGCCGUUGUUUAAUCACUGCCAGAAAAAUAUUCAAAAAUAAACCGAUUUGUGACAUUGGUAACGGGCAAUUAUGUAUAUGCAAUCAACCACAGUUACUUUUCUUGAAAUUACUAGUGCACUAAUUAUAUUGUUUGAUUUUGCAGCUUAAACAUUAUCUUGCGAAUUUUUGAAAUUAUUGUGGAAGUUCAAAUUUUGAUAUAUUUUUUAAACGUGCUUAUAUGAUUUUUCGCAUUUUUAAUUGGUGCCAAGUGGUUGAUUGGGUAAACGAAAAAUCAUUAACUGGUGUUGAAUGAUUAGAAAACUUUUGGCCUUCGGUGGCUGCGUCCUCUUUUUCACUGUUUGCUGCAUUGAUAAAUAAUUGGCUUGGCUAACGUUAAAUGGACUUUGAAAACGGAAAUGAUUUUAAACACAGUCGAAAUAGGAUUUCACAUACGAAUUUUAGGUCUUCCUCAUCUUGUCGGUUGAGCAGUUGUUACAAAUAAGGAAAGCUCAUCGACACGAUUACAAAGGGCCUAACCGCGUCUCACAUCAGAAUGGAGAUGUCGUCGAUGAUAUUAUGCAUAACUUACUAUGAUUAAAUACAGUUUACUACUGUUAAUUAAUUAAUUGAUUAAUUAUUACUGCUAUCAUUUAAUAACAAUUAGUUUUUUUUAUAUGUAUAUAUAAUCAGUUAUAUUUUUCAUUUUAGUCAGUUAUGUGUGUGGUUGCGGCCUGUGUGACCACGUAAUUUUCUAUAUAGCUAUGCAAAACGUUGUAAGUUUCCUAAAAAUAUUUUUUCAUUGAGUAUAUUAAUAUAUAGAAAAUGUUGUUUUAGCUAAUGUCUGGUUUUAUUAAACGUUUUCUUUGGGA
Messenger RNA from Agrilus planipennis (emerald ash borer), 5146 nucleotides. RefSeq names its product vigilin (gene Dp1). Bases 195 to 3908 code for a protein of 1237 amino acids. Gene Ontology annotation, cellular component: nucleus; cytoplasm. The record is from RefSeq and is a predicted model, not a curated record. Lineage: Eukaryota; Metazoa; Arthropoda; Insecta; Coleoptera; Buprestidae. Gene Ontology annotation, molecular function: mRNA binding. The transcript has 13 exons.